AGCCGUCGAAAACCAUAAGACAACCUCACGAAGUCUCCUAUUUAAUACUCCAAAUAUCAUCUUAUCCCAAUCUUGUCUAAGAUUCAUUCAUCAUAAACAUGGAAUCAUCCCAACAAACACCAACAAAAAACAAAAUCAAGAAUCAGCAUCCAAAAAGGUUCACCAAUGAGCAAAUCAAAGCGCUAGAGUCCAUUUUCGAGCAAGAAACGAAGCUCGAGCCAACGAAGAAGAUGCAGAUUGCAAGAGAGCUCUCCCUGCACCCUCGGCAGGUAGCCAUAUGGUUCCAAAACAAACGAGCUCGUUGGAAAUCCAAGCGAAUCGAGCAAGAGUUCACGAAGCUCAAAUCCAGCUACAACUCUCUCUCCAUCAUGUUUGAUGACUUGAAGAAGGAGAAACACUCUCUUCAAAUCCAGUUGCAGGAGCUGAAUGAUCGGUUGAAGAAAAAUCGCGAUGGAGAUGUUGGUGUUAACGAUGACGACGACAGAAUUAUUACAAGUUGCUACGGAGAAAAUGAGGAUCGAGAAUUCAUAUUCGACGAGCUGUCGGAGAUUCCAAAUUGGUGGGAGAGUUAGAUACGUAUAUGUAUAUAUAUAUGGGGACGUAAUCAAAUAUUUCAGUAAGUAUAUAGUUUGAUAUUUUUAUAUCACUAAUUUGUGGAAUUUGGGAGUGAUGUGUUUGAAUGAUUAGUGAUGAGUGUGUUUUUUCAACCUUUUGUGUUAAUGGCGAAGAUAAAACAUUUAGGCAUUUAGCAUAUCAUUCCUAUGUACUUAUAUAACAUACUACUUUGUGAUUCUUACAUUCAUUUAGCAAUAACUAUCUAUUUAA
This is a messenger RNA of Salvia splendens (bonfire salvia), 825 nucleotides long. RefSeq names its product homeobox-leucine zipper protein ATHB-12. Gene Ontology annotation, molecular function: sequence-specific DNA binding; DNA-binding transcription factor activity, RNA polymerase II-specific. Gene Ontology annotation, cellular component: nucleus. NCBI's taxonomy places the organism in Eukaryota, Viridiplantae, Streptophyta, Magnoliopsida, Lamiales, Lamiaceae. Bases 99 to 572 code for a protein of 157 amino acids. Gene Ontology annotation, biological process: positive regulation of DNA-templated transcription. The transcript is spliced from 2 exons. The record is from RefSeq and is a predicted model, not a curated record.